AUGGCUGCGGGACUAAGGGCGAUCGCUGGGGAACGGCUUGGAGAUCCAGACAACCCAGGCACUUGGCUCGCCGGCAACUUGCGAUUGGUCCGCCAUCUUCCUCCCGACUUGCCUAUAUUGUCCGCCUUCGACCUGUCAACUCUCCAGGUCGCCGCAUCAGUGGAUGGAUUGAGCCAUCCCACCGUCGACGCAUCGAUUGCCAAAAUUGCGUUGACAGUUGACAGCCUCGAAGAAGGGCUGUCUACCGAGAGCGAAAUGCUGCAGAUGAAUCCAUGCGAGGAUUUUCUGGGUUCAGGGUCUCACCUCACAUCUGCCGCACACGCCGAGAUGAGUGGCCAGAGUAUGGUCUUCGUCUUGCCCGAUUUCAUGUUUGGCAUCUCUCGGCCAGAAACAGCCAAGACGUUGCAAUCGCUCUCUCGCACCGCCUCGCAAUCUCUCCUAUUCGGUGUUGCGUAUAUCGUCAAUUUCUCGUUGUGGCAGAGAUAUUUCUGCUCGCAAUCUGCCCUGUGGAAAGACUUUGAGCGGUGUUCCAGUCGCACCAAUGACUACCCUAGGUGUCGGCUGGCCCCGAAACGUGAAACCAGUGCCGAAUGUCACACCCGCGCCCCUGGCGUCGCAGCACCGGCACGACGGGUCCCCGGCCCAAAUCGUAAGGCGCCCCAGCAGCCUGCAUCGAUUUCCUAUUACGGCCUCAGAGACUUGGGUCAAUACGCCAAUGACUCAAUAUUGCGAAUUGAGGGCGAUGAGAUUAUUGCCAAGCCGGAUGCUCUAGUGGAGGCCAGACGAGCGCGAGCAGGCUUUGAGAACCAAGGCAGUUUGGAGGUCCGCACGGCCUGGCUUGUGGCGUGGCUCGUUCUCAAAAACACGCAUAUGAUCGGCCGAGACCUCAUGGCAGAUCUGGAGAGCACGGCCUGUGUCCCACAAUCGAUCUGCCUCUUCCGGAUCAGAUUUACUGCCUCCGUGUCUCGGUCACUUUUCGGCCCUUGCUGCCACGCGAAUCUGUACCGUCCUCGACGUGCGCUGCAAGGCAAGCAUUCAUAUACAGCGGACUCACCACAUCCCCACCAGUGCUGGAGUAGUGCAUACCAUUGGAUUCGCAAACUAAUCCAAUAUCAAAAUGCGAAGUCACAUCUCGGUGUCGCCGUGAACCAUACGACGUUGGCUCCGAUCCAUGCCAGGCCAGAGAAUGCUCAUCACGGUGCGAGUGUCAUCGAUCUCUCCCUGACUGCGCUGGUCAAAAUCGAGGAAGUCGUUGAUCUCAUGGACGAGAAUAUCAACGACGUGGUUCCUCAGCUUGAGCAUGGACAUAUGGCUGGCGAACAUCCAGAGAUGAAUCAGAAUCAACUCUUUGGAUUCGGGCUCCUGCAGGGUGUCGGCCAGCGCUGCUCGGCACUAAGGGGACUUCCCGAUAAGAAAAUAACCAUGAACAAGCAUGGCCGACUCUUCGCCAAGGGCGCUGUCCAAGAUCUUGAUGGCACGAGUGACCGGAGUAUCGAGCACAUCAACCAGAGCCUUGGUGUCCAAACAAUUUGUCUUGAGUUUCGCGACGUUCGAGCCCAAAAUGAGCUGACCAAAAGGAAUACGACUUGA
Messenger RNA from Diaporthe amygdali, 1590 nucleotides. RefSeq lists its product as uncharacterized. The record is from RefSeq and is a predicted model, not a curated record. The coding region runs from base 1 to 1590 and encodes 529 amino acids. The transcript is spliced from 13 exons. Lineage: Eukaryota; Fungi; Ascomycota; Sordariomycetes; Diaporthales; Diaporthaceae.